This is a messenger RNA of Neoarius graeffei (lesser salmon catfish), 980 nucleotides long. RefSeq names its product phospholysine phosphohistidine inorganic pyrophosphate phosphatase (gene lhpp). The coding region runs from base 6 to 821 and encodes 271 amino acids. The transcript is spliced from 7 exons. The record is from RefSeq and is a predicted model, not a curated record. Lineage: Eukaryota; Metazoa; Chordata; Actinopteri; Siluriformes; Ariidae. Gene Ontology annotation, molecular function: inorganic diphosphate phosphatase activity; phosphatase activity. Gene Ontology annotation, cellular component: cytosol. Gene Ontology annotation, biological process: dephosphorylation.
UCAUCAUGGCUGCCCAGUGGCCGGAGUGUGUGAGGAGUGUGAAGGGGGUGAUUUUAGACAUGUGUGGAGUUUUAUACGACAGCGGAGAAGGAGGAGGAGUGCCGAUUGAAGGCUCUGUGGAGGCCGUCAGAAGGUUAAAAUCCUCACACCUGCAGCUACGCUUCUGUACCAAUGAAACCCAGGCAACGCGAGAGAAAUUUGUAGCGAAGCUUCAGCGUAUGGGCUUCAACAUCGACGUUGGAGAAGUUUUCUCCCCUGCUCCGGCUGUCGUGUCCAUCCUAAAGGAGCGCUGCCUCCGACCCCACCUGCUAGUGCAUGAUGAUUUGCUACCAGAGUUUGACAGCGUGGAUAAAACGGAUCCAAACUGUGUGGUGAUUGGAGAUGCUGCUGAUAAUUUCUCUUACCAGAAAAUGAAUGCUGCAUUUCAUGUUCUCAUCUCACUGGACAGACCCCUGCUCUUCUCUAUGGGCAGAGGACGUUAUUAUAAGGAGACGGAUGGCCUGAAGUUGGAUGUUGGAGCGUAUAUGAAAGCUCUAGAGUAUGCAUGUGAUUUGGAGGCAGAGGUGGUGGGCAAACCUGCACCCAUGUUCUUCCAGAGUGUUCUCAAUGACAUGGGCAUCCAACCCCACGAGGUGUUGAUGAUCGGUGAUGAUCUGGUGAAUGAUGUGGGAGGAGCUCAGCAGUGUGGGCUGAAGGGUGUUCAGGUCCGGACGGGUAAAUACAGGCCAAGUGAUGAGAGACAUCCUACGGUUGCUGCUGAUGGAUACGUGGACAAUCUGGCCUGUGCUGUGGACGCCAUACUGAAACACUGCAGCGUUUAGAAACGAACUCGUCCCUGAUCUCAGACCUCCUCAUCUCAUCUCAUCUCAUUAUCUCUAGCUGCUUUAUCCUGUUCUACAGGGUCGCAGGCAAGCUGGAGCCUAUCCCAGCUGACUACUGACUGGAUAUUUUUUCCCAAUAAAAUGCAAUGAAAACAAAAA